Molecule: messenger RNA, 1743 nt
Organism: Cotesia glomerata
Lineage: Eukaryota; Metazoa; Arthropoda; Insecta; Hymenoptera; Braconidae
Product: prion-like-(Q/N-rich) domain-bearing protein 25
Exons: 7
Coding region: 1-1743 (580 amino acids)
Source: RefSeq, a predicted model, not a curated record
AUGUACACAUGGUGUUCCGAGGAUAAACGUUGUGCUUGCCGACCAAAUUAUGGGAAGCUUAAUGACACCGCUUGCGCACCAUUAGUCGGCGAACAUUGUUGGGGCGAUAAUCUUUGCGCAACCAAAAAUUCCGUCUGCAUUGAUAAUACGUGUCAAUGCAGCAUUAAUUACUCACAAUUCGACUCUAAGUGCAUCCGAGAUUACUUAGAAGCUUCUUGCCGUAUUGAUAAUGAUUGUAAGUCAAUACAUUACACGAAAUGUUCCGAAGAAAAAAAAUGUCAAUGCAGAGAAAAUCAUAUCCAGUUGAGUAAUAUCACCUGUGCGCCGCUUUUAGGUGAAUUUUGUUCGAAAAGCGGAGACUGUGCGCCAGCGAACUCUUUCUGCAUUUACUAUGAGUGUCAAUGCAAGGAAAAUUAUAAACGGAAAUCAAAUAAUCAAUGCUUGGCUAGUUUCCUGGGUCAGUCAUGCCAGCAAAAUAGUGAUUGCGAAGGGAUAAAAUAUUCAGAGUGCAUCGACAAUAAAUGUCAAUGCAAGUCAAAUUACGUAGCAGCAGAAAACAACGCAGAAUGUAAAAGUUUGUUGAACGGUCACUGUGACAACGACUUUGAUUGUUUUCUCUUCAAUGCCGACUGUAUUGACAAUGAGUGUCAAUGCUCACCUAAUUUUCGGCCGCAGUCGAACAAAAAAUGUCUUCUGAUUUACACAGACGUGUCAUGUGACAAUGACAGACAAUGCAGAGCAGCAAAACAUGCCAUGUGUUCACAGUCCGGUAAAUGUAAAUGCAAUGACGGACAUGUGGCAGUAGAUGACAAGACGUGUGUGCCACUUUUGGGCGAAAAUUGUCAAAAAAAAUGCGCGACCUGGAAUACAACCUGCAUUGAUAAUGAGUGCCAAUGCAACCCUGGUUACAUGUUGCAGAAUGACAAUCACUGUCAACCGACACGGUUGGGUCUGCAUUGCCAUUACAACACAGAUUGUGAUGCCGUAAAGCAUGCGCAGUGUUCUGAAAAUAUAUGUGCAUGCAAACAAAACUACCUUGAAAUAAAUAAAACAUUGUGUGCGCCAGCGCUGGGCGGAUUUUGUACCACAGACGAGCCCUGCGUAGUAGAGAAUGCAGUGUGUAUUGAUAAUCAGUGCCAAUGCAAGAGAUAUUUCAUUCCUUUAGCUAAUGAUUACUGUAUUUUCGAGUCUGAUCAUAAGUUCUGCCGCAAUGACAAUGACUGUAGUGAGAUAAGUAACGCCUUCUGUGUGAAAAAUGAGUGUCAAUGUAAAGCAAAACACAUUGCGAUAAACAAAACGUCCUGUAAGCCGUUUCUAAGCGGUGAUUGUACGAAAAAUGACGAUUGUGGGACGCAUAACUCGGUUUGCAUUCAUAACGAGUGUCAAUGCAAGCAUAAUUACACUGCCAUGUCCAAUUUUUAUUGUAUGCUUUCGGUCUUGGGAGGAAGUUGUCGUGACAAUGCAGAUUGCAUGUCAAUGAGGAACGCAGUGUGUUCCGGUGGAAUUUGCGUUUGUAAUAAUGAUUACUUUGCAGUAAACGAAAAAGAUUGUGCGCCUACUGUAGGCGGUCAUUGCUCUGUAGAGUCUCAGUGUUUUUCAGACAGUAUGAUCUGCAUUGAUAAUGAAUGUCAGUGCGACAUUGGAUUAGAAUCUGUGUCGAUAAUUCAAUGUGCUUCAGCUAUUGUACUUUUAUUACCUUCAAAUGUGUCUGAUACAAUCUACACAAUCGACACAAUCGACUAA